AGCAUGCGUCUGUGUGCCUGCCAAGCUGGCGGUCCCUCCUGUGGACCCGCCUGGCUCUUACCUGCAGAAGCAUUCGUGCCAGGCUCUCCGUGCUAUCCUCCUCAGCAGGACCUGCAUGCAGCUUCUCUGGUCACCAGAGCUGGGAGCCUGGGCACAGCAGCCUGUCUUCAGAACUUGUCCAGCCCUCCCCAGGCAGCCAAUCUGACUCUCAGUGUCAGGUCUCCCUCAUCCACCAAGGCAUGUCCUGUCCCAGCAUCUUUUUGACAAGGAAAUGAAGACACCCAGCUGUGCUCUGCACCUGCCUUUCCAUUCUGGGGGGACUUUGGCCAGCUGACCAGGACCUCCAAGCCAGGCUGGUACUCUGUUCUUUGAAUGGCUUGUCUUCUGUGGUCACAGGGGUGAUGGGAGGCGCAAAUGAGGUCAAAGGUGUGAGGCACGAAGGUUCACUUGUGUCAAAGAUACAUCAUCCUAAGAACGCUUUCCUGGGCUCACUCAGGCUUGGCAGUCAGAGGGAGCCACGCGGAAUCCCCAGGGAGCUCCGCAGUGCCAGCUCCCCAGGCCCUGCUGGGGAAGCGGUCCGAGGUUCAACCCACAGCCAAGGCCCGGCCUGCCCUCCUUCUGAUGUCCAGCGGCAGCCGGACCCCUCCUCUGAAGCCAUGGGCCCCUCCCGCCCUGCACUCCCGUCCACGACAAAGCUCGGGCUGUGGUGGCUUCUUCUGAUCCUGGCAGCAUCCGUGCAGCAGGCCUCCCCCACCCAAGCCGAGGACCGCCUCUUCCAACACCUCUUUAGGGGCUACAACCGCUGGGCUAGGCCGGUGCCCAACACCUCGGACGUGGUGAUCGUGCACUUUGGGCUGUCUAUCGCCCAGCUCAUCGACGUGGAUGAGAAGAACCAAAUGAUGACCACCAACGUCUGGCUAAAGCAGGAGUGGAACGACUACAAGCUGCGCUGGAACCCGGCCGAGUUCGGCAACAUCACAUCCCUCCGGGUCCCUUCGGAAAUGAUCUGGAUCCCCGACAUCGUCCUCUACAACAAUGCAGAUGGGGAGUUCGUGGUGACCCACAUGACCAAGGCCCACCUCUACUCCUCGGGCACCGUGCACUGGGUACCGCCCGCCAUCUACAAGAGCUCCUGCAGCAUUGACGUCACUUUCUUCCCCUUCGACCAGCAGAACUGCAAGAUGAAGUUCGGCUCCUGGUCAUACGACAAGGCCAAGAUCGACCUGGUGCCGAUGCAGCAGACGGUAGACCUCAAGGACUACUGGGAGAGCGGCGAGUGGGCCAUCAUCAACGCCACGGGCACCUACAACACCAAGAAGUAUGACUGCUGUGCCGAGAUCUACCCCGACGUCACCUACUACUUCGUCAUCCGGCGCCUGCCGCUCUUCUACACCAUCAACCUCAUCACCCCCUGCCUGCUCAUCUCCUGCCUCACGGUGCUCGUCUUCCACCUGCCCUCCGAGUGCGGCGAGAAGAUCACGCUCUGCAUCUCCGUGCUGCUCUCGCUCACCGUCUUCAUGCUGCUCAUCACCGAGAUCAUCCCGUCCACCUCGCUGGUCAUCCCGCUUAUCAGCGAGUACCUGCUCUUCACCAUGAUCUUCGUCACCCUGUCCAUCAUCAUUACCGUCUUCGUCCUCAACGUGCACCACCGCUCCGCCAGCACCCACAACAUGCCCCACUGGGUGCGGGUGGCCUUUCUAGGCUGCGUGUCCCGGUGGCUUCUGAUAAGCCGGCCCCUGCCACCCUUGGAGCUCCGCGACCCCCCAGAUCUGAAGCUCUGCCCCUCCUACCGCUGGCUGGAGACCAACGUGGAUGCGGAGGGGAUGGACGAGGAGAAGGAAGGCAGAUGGGCACACGCGGGUCACUCGUUCCCCUUCACAGGCGUCCCUUACAGCCAUGGGGGUCUGCACCCAGGGGCCUCGGGUCCCAAGGCGGAGACCCAGUUGCCGGAGGGUGGGCCCCUGCUGUCACCUCGCAUACAGAAAGCACUGGAGGGCGUGUGCUAUAUUGCUGAUCACCUGCGGGCCGAGGAUGCAGACUCCUCAGUGAAGGAAGACUGGAGGUAUGUGGCCAUGGUCAUCGAUAGGAUAUUCCUCUGGUUGUUUAUCCUCGUUUGCUUCCUGGGGACCGUCGGACUCUUUCUCCCUCCGUUCCUAGCUGGAAUGAUCUGAUGCCACAUCGCCUGCUUUGGCCCAGACGUGGCAUAGCUGACGGUCUUUAACGGCUGCUGCCUCUGGAGUAUGCCUUCGGGGUCAACGCCAUCCAACUACAGGUGCCUUUCCGUGGCGUCCGGACACGGAAGCCUUCUUGGGAUGAUUCACUUGACAGUAUUGUACUUUGUGCUGAGAAUCUGCCGGGCACGGAGCCCUGUUUGGAUGCUGAAGAGCUGGGCCAAAAGGAACUUGCUCUGCAGAAGGUUACGACGUGGUGAUGACAACGUGAAGACGUAUAAGAUGCUCCUGGGAUGCAGACUCUGAGGGAUGCGGGUGGGGGGAACCCAGGGGUUGGGGAAGGGCCAUGAGAGGAGGCUCAGACCUCAAAGGAGGGGUGCGUAGGGAGAGAGCGCCUCAGGGGCGUGGAAGGGCUAUGAACAGCAUUUGGGAUUCAGGAACAGCCCGAAAAGGCAGGGGGGACAGCCAGGCUGAGGUGGGCUUGAGGAUGGGGAACAGAGGGAGGAGGUUGGAAGGGGAAGAGAAGGAGGAGGGCCACAAGUGGGGCGGAUGCAGGUAGCUGGGCCGUCCCACCCACCUGGAAGCUCUUGUGACAGCCCAGACUUCCCCUACCUUUAGCCCCAGCCUUCCCCGUGCAGACCCGCUCAGCACCAGCCGGCCCUCCGAGAGGUGUGGCCGCACCGAGAGUCCCCGUCUGCAGGGGCGCUAUCUGUCCUUCAAUGCGCGUGGACAAACCAGAAGGACACCCCCAGCCAUUCCUGACCCAACUCAGGCCCGCGGUGCGCUCCCCCCCC
Molecule: messenger RNA, 2965 nt
Organism: Delphinapterus leucas (beluga whale)
Lineage: Eukaryota; Metazoa; Chordata; Mammalia; Artiodactyla; Monodontidae
Gene: CHRNA2
Product: cholinergic receptor nicotinic alpha 2 subunit
Biological process (GO): monoatomic ion transmembrane transport
Cellular component (GO): postsynaptic membrane
Molecular function (GO): acetylcholine-gated monoatomic cation-selective channel activity; transmembrane signaling receptor activity
Source: RefSeq, a predicted model, not a curated record